Molecule: messenger RNA, 3220 nt
Organism: Amphibalanus amphitrite
Lineage: Eukaryota; Metazoa; Arthropoda; Thecostraca; Balanomorpha; Balanidae
Product: mRNA (2'-O-methyladenosine-N(6)-)-methyltransferase-like
Exons: 12
Coding region: 69-2258 (729 amino acids)
Cellular component (GO): nucleus
Molecular function (GO): RNA polymerase II C-terminal domain binding; mRNA (2'-O-methyladenosine-N6-)-methyltransferase activity
Source: RefSeq, a predicted model, not a curated record
GAAAUGGCGUCCGUUCCGUGUGGGCUGCGUCUGUGCGCUUCGCGUGCUAAAUAAGCAGUUCAGCCACCAUGAACUCAGGCAGGCCACCAGCCACCUGGGAGGCUGGCCAAGCAGGUGCAGUGCCGUCACAGCCUGGAACAAGUGCCGCUCCAUCCCUGCCUCCACUCUCCACACCCAGCGGACCUCCGAUGGCCGUGGCCGGCCCGAGCACCCCAGUUCUAGCUGCUCCCCCGCCCAUCCCGGGCGACACCCAGGAGCUGCCCCCGGAACUGGUGGCGCAGGGCUGGCGGCGGCUGUGGUCCCGCAGGGAGAACAGACACUACUUCUGGAACCACCUCACCAACCAGUCACUGUGGGACCUGCCGCCGCUGCAUGGUGGACGGCAACAGUUUGACCCGGUGUCCGACCCACUGGGCAUCAUGGGUCAGCCGGGUCAUCCGGGUCAGGGCCUGAAGCGGCGCGCCUCGGAGGAGUUCGGCGGACCGGUCACCAAACGCAUCCCCAUCGUCCAUGGUCCGUGGGACCUGGAGAUUCCGACCAACGCGGUCAUCUUCGAGCGUCCGCCCAUCACCACUCCGCACCCACACCCGGACAUCGAGAUCAUGCGCGCCCAGCUGACCAACAAGCUGCGACAGACUUAUCAGGAGCUCUGCCACUCCAGAGAGGGUGUGGACGCCCCGGUGGGCUCGUUCAGCCGCUGGCUGAUGGAGCGCAAGGUGAUCGACUCGGGCACCGACCGGCUGCUGCCCUCGCUCUGCUACCCCGAAAUCUCCAUGUCCAUGUACCGCGAGAUCAUGAACGACCUGCCCAUGAAGCUGGUGAAGCCCAAGUUUACCGGCGAGGCGCGCAAGCAGCUCUCGCGAUACUGCGAGGCAGCCAAAAAGAUGAUUGAAUCCAGGACGGCCAGCCCGGAGAGCCGUAAGAUCGUCAAGUGGAACGUGGAAGACACAUUCCAGUGGCUGCGGCGCACAGUCGGAGCCUCUUUCGACGACUUCCAAGAACGCCUGCAGCACCUGAAGCGGCAGUGCCAGCCGCAGAUCACCGAGGCGGCCAAACAGUCGGUGGAGGCCAUCUGUCUGAAGGUGUACAACCUGUCGGCCGACUACGCCAAAAAGAUACACGAGAAACACUGGGAGCUGCUCAAAGAGCACAACAUCACAGAGAUUCACACAUCUCUGACGGUGGAGAACCCGCGCAAGGUGUGGUGUUUCCCGAUCCAGUACGCGCUGCCCUCACCGCGGCUGCCUCAGAUCGAGUACCUGCAGGACAAAGAGACCAUGAUGCUGCGCUACAAGGGAGAGGCGCUCAAAAUCAACACGCUCUACCUGCAGAAACUGGAGCAGCUGUACCGGUACAGCUGCAUCGAGGACCGCAAGCUGGACUCGUUCCUGACGCGCGUCUGGUGCAUGCUGAAGCGCUACAACACGUUCUGGGCGGCGACCGGUGGUGGGGAGACUUCGGCCACACAGGCCACGCAGGCGGCGCUACCUCUCACCGUCCUCGAGUGUCUACACAAAAACUUUGGGGUGACGUUCGAGCUGUUCGCCUCGCCGCUCAACUGCUACUUCAGACAGUACUGCUCCGCGUUCCCCGAUACAGACGGCUACUUCGGGUCACGGGGGAUGGUGCUCGACUUCAAGCCGACGCACGGCUCGUUCGAGGCGAACCCGCCGUUCUGCGAGGAGCUGAUGGAGGCGUGCGUCACCCACUUUGAGCGGCUGCUCUCGCAGACGGCCGAGCCGCUCUCGUUUGUCGUGUUCUUCCCGGAGUGGCGCGACCCGGCGCCGGCGGCGCUCAGUCAGCUGGAGGGCAGCAGGUGGAACCGGCGCCAGAUCGCGCUGCCCGCCUUCGAGCACCACUACCGCCAUGGCUUCCAGCACGUGGUCAGCAGAGCGGACUCGACCAUGCGCUCGGGCAACGGCACGGUGGUGGUCUGGCUGCAGAACGACGCCGGCCACGCGCGCUGGGCGCCCACCAAGGAGCGAGUGGACGCCCUCGCCGACGCGUUCCGACCCAACAAGGAGCGCCAGCGAGACCGGCAGGACCUGCUCUCCCCCGGCCGCAGGGAGAGCGGCAGCGCCGGGGAACACGCGCCCCCGGCGGCGGCGCCGGCGGCCGGCGCGCCGGGCCCGGCCCCGGCGGCCGCGGUCAGUCCGCCCGGCCCCCCGGCGCCGGGCCAGACGCCGUCCGUGCCGCCGGCGGUGUCUGCCGCGCCUCCCUCCACCGGCCAGCCCAGGCCAGACGUGGUGUCCGCCUAGGACCAGCAUCGGCGGAGAGGGAGCUCGUAUGUACAAAGCACACGUGCCAGGCCGCGGCUUUUAUCGUCUACGUUUUAGUGGAGUGGUUUGGUCUCGCUGUUUUGGGCUGGGGGUGCGGUGUUCGCGGAAGAGGGUAUAUUUUCACAUGCAGUGUGUCGAAUUAGUGACGUAUUAGCAAGAGGAAGGGUUACGAGUGUGGAUGACGUAUUGCCUGUAUGUCCGAGAUAUACCGUCUAUGAGUGAUUCGAACCGGGCGCUGUCUGUCGCGCUUGGGUUGCGCGAACAUGGCCUUACCUGACGCUAGCCUGUUCGCUGUUUCACCGUGUGGUUGUGGGGUCAGCUGUAGGUCCAUACAUGUCUCAUAGUAGCUCGCAGUCAACCACUAAAACAUACCGAUGCGGUGAGCGGUGCGUAGCGCGUCCCAAGUGAACCUGUCGGCGGAUGGGGCGGUGUUUUGUGGCCGAGACUGGACCCGAGCUUCUGAAAGAUGUCGGCUGUUUACUGCAGCGGAGAUCCAGUCCCGGCGAUCAGAGGCCCACCCGUGACCGUGAGGGCCUCUGUCAGUCCAGUGAGCCCGACAGUGAACAGUGUGGGGUGGGUCGGCGCCGGUCGCUCGGCGCUCCGAGUCUGCCGCGGUACUUGCCGUCAGCCGCCGCCCGCGCCAGCACGCCUCUCGUCCUGUUUUAUAUUUUUACACUGAAGCCUGUUGUGUUUUAUACGUCUGCUCGCAGCGGAAGCGGAAAGAGCGGUAUGUGUUGGCUGCGUGGGAAAUAGUGAGACUAGGGAGGUAGGGGGCGUCGGAGCUGGGUUUCGCGUCAGGGAUGGUACUUCGGGCCCGCUCGCGAGCGCGCGAGUUUGUUUUGAUACGGUCUGCUUGAUUGGCACACCGCGAAGCGCCCGCCGUGAUGUUGGAUUUGUCAUUGGAUUGGAGAGUCGUCGGAAUAUGCAUUAUUUCGACCGUG